GCCACGGGGCCCAGCGAUAGACGCCCGGCUUCGGACCUACUUUGGUGACAAGGGACGGAAGGAUGGCCACAUUCUCGGGGGCCAACUUCCUCCUCCUACCCACAGGCCACCGAGGACCGACCACACGCACCAGCGCCGCUCCCUUUCCCGUUCCGAGAACAGUCCAGGACAGGUCUCAGCAGGGGCCUGGGCUCAGAAAUGGCUCUGGUACCCUAUGAGGAGACCGCGGGAAUGGGGCUCCAGAAAUUGCACAAGCCUCUUGCCACCUUCACCUUUGCAAACCACACCAUCCAGAUCCGGCAGGACUGGAGGCAACUGGGGGUCGCCGCGGUGGUUUGGGAUGCGGCCAUCGUUCUUUCCACAUAUCUGGAGAUGGGGGCCGUGGAGCUCAGGGGCUGCUGUGCCCUGGAGCUAGGUGCUGGCACCGGACUAGUGGGUAUAGUGGCUGCCCUGUUGGGUGCUCAUGUGACUAUCACGGAUCGCAAAGUAGCAUUAGAAUUUCUUAAAUCGAAUGUUCAAGCCAACUUACCUCCCCAUAUCCAACCCAAAGCUGUGGUUAAGGAGCUGACCUGGGGACAAAAUUUGGGAAGUUUUUCACCUGGAGAAUUUGACCUGAUACUUGGAGCUGAUAUCAUAUAUUUAGAAGAGACCUUCACAGACCUUCUUCAAACACUGGAACAUCUAUGUAGCAGCCACUGUGUGAUUCUUUUAGCUUGUCGGAUACGCUAUGAACGGGACAGUAACUUCUUAGUGAUGCUGGAGAAACAGUUUACUGUGAACAAGGUCCACUAUGACCCUGAGAGAGAUGUGCAUAUUUACAAAGCACAGAAGAGAAAACAGAGAGAGGAUUUAUAGUUGUCUGUAUUUUAUAAGAAUGUUGUCAGUAAGUGGUCAUCAGUUAAAGACUAAAGACUAAGACUAGGAAUCUAACUUUAUUAAUAAAAUGACUUACUGUGGCUGUCUUUCCAGUCAAAGCUGCUUGAGGGACCACGGACAUGGAGCCUACUAAAUCAGUGAACAUUAAAUAUGCGUAUGUGAUCUGG
Messenger RNA from Jaculus jaculus (lesser Egyptian jerboa), 1043 nucleotides. It is a transcript of the gene Mettl21a, whose product is annotated as methyltransferase 21A, HSPA lysine. Gene Ontology annotation, molecular function: protein-lysine N-methyltransferase activity. The record is from RefSeq and is a predicted model, not a curated record. NCBI's taxonomy places the organism in Eukaryota, Metazoa, Chordata, Mammalia, Rodentia, Dipodidae. Bases 199 to 855 code for a protein of 218 amino acids. Gene Ontology annotation, cellular component: cytosol; cytoplasm. Gene Ontology annotation, biological process: peptidyl-lysine methylation. The transcript is spliced from 4 exons.